AUGCACGAUCUCGGAACCAACUUCAAUUCAGCAACGUUCCGAGGCUACUUUAAAGGUAUUAGCAGCACUCUAAAGCAGAUGCUUAUAGAAGCCUAUUAUAGCGUCGGGCUAGUGGAACGCUAUUACGUCUUUGUGCGACGCGCUUUUGAGAUCGUCAUAAAGGAGCUUCUAAAAGCCUUAAAAGAGGACCGGCUUCAAAUGGCUAUCAAAGCCAUCAACGAUACAGUUGGACUUAAUGGCUUGGCUAUGAGGGAAGUACGAAAAUGCUACGCUGCAAGGCAGGUUAAGGACGCGCUUAAGAAAAGGAAUGGGCCAAUUACGGAGCAUACCUUAGACUUCCUUAUUGGUUCACGGCUGCCAGAAGAGUUGCAAGUACUUAAGGUAAAGGUGGAAGAAGAUCAGAGUGAAGGCGACGAAAGCGAAAAAGAGCUGGAACUACGAAAUUCGCUUAAACCUCAACAUUCGCUUAAUCCACCGAGGUCGCUUAAUCUAAGAAGCUCGCCAAGAUUAGCAAACGACCCCCUUCAACUUAUACUUUAUCAGAAGUACGAUCUUAGUAUCCCGACCGUGCCCGACGAGGAGGAGGGCGAUUCUUACGUUCUAUUUACCAAGGACUUCGAGGUGCUGGUUACCGAUAAGGAACGCCGGGACCAUGAGCUCUUAGCUAAGCUACGAGCCGAGGGAAUCAUCAAGAGCCUUGGGGCAUUAUUUCAAAAGUUUAAAGCAAAGGAAUUGGCUGGAUUAAUAGCUUAA
This is a messenger RNA of Drepanopeziza brunnea f. sp. 'multigermtubi' MB_m1, 753 nucleotides long. Lineage: Eukaryota; Fungi; Ascomycota; Leotiomycetes; Helotiales; Drepanopezizaceae. The record is from RefSeq and is a predicted model, not a curated record.